Molecule: messenger RNA, 2196 nt
Organism: Lotus japonicus
Lineage: Eukaryota; Viridiplantae; Streptophyta; Magnoliopsida; Fabales; Fabaceae
Product: putative pectinesterase/pectinesterase inhibitor 45
Exons: 3
Coding region: 132-1922 (596 amino acids)
Biological process (GO): cell wall modification
Molecular function (GO): pectinesterase inhibitor activity; pectinesterase activity
Source: RefSeq, a predicted model, not a curated record
UCACACAAACCAACUUGGAAAAUUUAGGACUAACCAUCCUUGGAAUCCCUUACCAUCUCUCUUCCCCGUGAUUGGUUUGCACCCUAAGGCAGAGAGAGCCAACCCUCUGCCUUAGACAAUUUCUCACAAAAAUGGCAUUCCAAGAUUUCGACGUCAUCUCAGAAAGAAGAAGGAAUGAGCAGAGGCAAAAGCUGAAGAAAAGGAUCAUUAUUGGUGUUGUCUCCACCAUUCUCCUUGUUGGUAUCAUUGGUGCUGCAUUCUUUGUUGCCACCACAGAAUAUGGCUUUGGAGGUAACAAUGCUAAAGAGGGUCAUGACCAAGAUUCAUCCACAAGCAGCAGACAACAUGUUCAACAUUCAGAGAAGAUGGUGAAACUUGUUUGCAGCAAUGCAAGUUACAAGGACAAAUGUGAAGGCCCUCUCAACAAGGCAGUGAAGGAUGAUCCAAAACUUUCAAAUCCCAAAGACCUUCUUAAAACUUAUGUGAAAUAUGCAGAGGAAGAGGUGAACAAGGCUUUUAACAAAACCAACUCCUUCAAGUUCGAAUCUGAAGAAGAGAAAGGAGCAUUUGAGGAUUGCAAGCAGCUGAUUCGCGACGCGAAAGACGACUUAGCAACCUCCAUCUCAGAAUUGGGCAAGAUUGAACUCUCCAAGCUCUCUUCAAGAUCUCCUGACUUGAACAGUUGGCUCAGUGCUGUCAUCUCUUUCCAGCAAACCUGUGUCGAUGGUUUCCCCGAGGGAAAGCUGAAGAAUGACAUCCAGGGUCUCUUCAAUGGUACCAAUGAGUUCAUUAGCAACUCCCUCGCCAUCGUUUCGCAGGUGUCCACGGUGCUUUCUACAUUCCAAACACUUGCAAGCGGUCGUUUGUUGCUGUCUGAGAAUUCCAAUUCCCCUGCUGCUUCUUUGGACAGUGAUGGAUUUCCUUCUUGGGUUCAUGUUGAUGACAGAAGGUUGUUGAAGGCUGCAGACAACAGGCCUAAACCUAAUGUCACCGUGGCGAAAGAUGGCAGUGGAGAUUUCAAAACCAUUUCUGAAGCUUUGAACAAAAUCCCUGCAACUUAUAAAGGAAGGUAUGUGGUUUAUGUUAAAGAAGGAGUGUACGAUGAGCAAGUGACAGUGACCAAGAAAAUGCAAAAUGUUACCAUGUAUGGAGAUGGAUCCCAAAAGAGUAUCAUCACUGGCAGCAAAAACUUCAGGGAUGGAGUCAGAACUUUCCAAACUGCAAGUUUUGUGGUGCUUGGAGAUGGAUUCUUGGGCCUAGCAAUGGGAUUCAGAAACACUGCAGGCCCUGAAGGGCACCAAGCAGUGGCUGCAAGAGUACAAGCAGAUCGCUCAGUUUUCGCCAAUUGCCGCUUUGAGGGAUACCAAGACACCCUCUACACACAAACCCACAGACAGUUCUACAGAAGCUGCAUAGUUGCAGGCACAAUAGACUUCAUCUUUGGUGAUGCAGCUGUGGUGUUCCAAAACUGCAUCAUGGUUGUGAGAAAACCAAUGGACAACCAGCAAAACAUGGUCACAGCUCAAGGGAGAAUGGACAAGCACCAACCCACUGGAAUUGUUCUUCAAAAAUGUACAAUCAAAGCUGAUCCCAGUUUGAUUCCUGUGAAGGACAAGAUCAGAAGCUACCUUGGGAGGCCAUGGAAGGAGUUCUCAAGAACUAUUGUUAUGGAAUCUGAAAUUGGUGAUUUCAUUCAUCCUGAUGGGUGGACACCUUGGAUGGGGAACUUUGCACUCAACACAUUGUAUUAUGCUGAGUUCAACAACAAUGGACCUGGUGCAAGCACCAACGCUAGGGUCAAGUGGCCUGGCUACAAGGUUAUUAACAGAGAUGAAGCUAGCAAGUUCACUGUGGGAACUUUCUUGAGAGGCUCUUGGGUUCAGGGCUCUGGUGUGCCUGCUGUGCAGGGCUUCUACAAAUAAACACUGAGUCUGUUCUGAUGCGGACUUAUUAGAGCUUAUCAGAGCUUAUCUGCUAGAGAAUGAACUAAAUAAGUAUCAUUAAAUGUUCUUUAGUUUGCGUCCAAACGGGUACAUUGGCUUCAAAUGCAUGCACCAUUCAAUCCAUGCUACUUAGUUGAAUGCUAUUGAGCCAAUGACAUGUGACUUAAUGGUUUUGAUGAAUUUUAAUAUUUUUUUCUACUUUUUGUUUCUUUUUAACCAUAAAAAAUUUGAAAAUGUUUAAUCUUGAGUUGUA